AUGCGCCGCCUCGCCUCCGUCUUCCGCAAGGGCUCGACCCGCUCAGACAGGUCCGACGCCGUCGACAGCCAGGCCACCGACGAGUCCGCCGCCGCGACCGCGUCCACCAUCGGCCGCAAGCGCGGCGCCGCACGCUUCUUCACCAGCAGCUCGCGCAUCAACAUCUCCACGGAGCCCUCGCUGCUGCCCCCGCCGCUCGUGCGCAGCAACCAGGCCUCGUCGUCCGCGUCGUCGUACGAAGAUUCGCUCAGGACGCCCGAGGAUGACGGCCUCCAGAGCCGCCUCCCGAGCCCGACCCCCAACCUGGCCAAGAAGGCGUGGAGGGCGACCCUCAUGGGCAGGAAAUCCGGCAGCGCAGAGUCGGAGCCCCAGCGAGCCGCCGCCCUGGACGCAACGCCCCGCGCGCAAGACUGGCGGCCUCGACAGCCUCCCCCCUUGCGCGAGCCCCCACCUCUCCGCGCCGCCGGGAAAACCUCGCGCGAAGGCGAUUCCGACGACGAUUCGUCGACCGAUUCGGAAGACAGCUACGACCAGCAGGACGUCCCGACGCCGACACGCCCGACAAUAGCUAUCCCGCGGGAGUCUGCUGCCGCUGCUGCCCGCGCCAAUCUGGGCACGGCCGCCCGCAACCUGAGCACGUUCACGGCCAGCACGAUGACCCCACCGAUAUAUCCCCCUCCCCUCCUCCACCUCCACGGCAUGCCCCUCUUUCCGCGCUCCGUCAACCCAUCGAGCACCCUCGUCCGCGCCGACUCGCUCGAAUCCCGCUUACACAAAACACGCUUACUCCGCCGGCUCGAACGGCGCGAUCUCUCCGCCGCCGAAGAACGCUCCAUCGCUCCCUUCGCUGCCAAACACGGCACGCGAAAACGUCCCUCCUUCCAUCUCGACGAAGCCUCCUUCUCGAACACGCGACGCAUACGAUCGUACAGCCAGGGUCUCCAACGCUGGGCCGACCGGCCCUGCUUCGAGGACCGCGUCACGCUGUGGACGACCGCCGCCGACGACCCGAGCAAAGGUACUGCUGACGGCGAUCUCAUUGGUCAGCGCGUGAUCGGCAGGCCAGGGUACGCUGUUGCGUCGCUCGAGUUCUCGAUGGGCCUGGAGGCCCUGGCGGGCCUUGCGGGCGACUUUGUUCCGGAGUACGAGCCGGCUUCGUCCGCGUCGAGCAGCAGCUCGCAGCUGCCGGCCACCGUCGCGUCGCGUGCUGCCGGCCCGUUCAAGACUGGCCCGUCGCCCUUGCGCAUCGAGCAUUCGCCUCCGGCUCCUCGAGUGCCAGCGCACACUGCGAACCUGCACCUGUCUGCUCCGCUGUCCGCGAAGAGCCAGCCUUCCCCCGCCUCGUCAUCCACGAUACGCUCGCCUGUCCCCUCCUCUUCCACAUCUCCGCUUUCUCCCGACCCUGCAGCAGAAGCAGCAAUGCCCGCACCCGCCAGGCAAGGCGUUCGGUUCGCACCGGAAACCAAAGAUGUGUCCGAAUCGAUACCCCUCGGCUACGCCCUCAAGGCGCGGAAAGCAAAAGAAGACAAGGCGAAGUUCCUGAAGGAGGAGCGCGAACGACGCGCGCUCGAGGAGGAGCGGAGGAAGAUGGAGGAGGAGCGACGGAAGAUGGAGGAGGACAAGCUGCGAUUCGAGAAGGAGAAGCGCGAGUUCGAGGAAGAGCGCAGCCGACAGCGUCGUUACGCCGACGAAGUGGCUGCCGCCCGAAAGAGGCAAUCCAUGUCCCGUACUGGGCUCGCCGCCGGCCCGGGUCCGUCGAGCUUCCUUCCUGAUCGCAGGCCGCCUGCGCCCGAUAGAGGGACGAGCUCCGGGGCCGUGUCGCAGGCGUCAGACCGCCGAUCUUUCGAGCCCAUGCCGCCGCGAAGGCAGGCCUCGGAGCCGGCCGUCACUACCAUGCGCGCGGGAGAUCCUUCGCCCGCCCGCAACCCUCCGUCUACUGCGAGGCACUCGGUGUACUUGACAGGCUAUCCGUCCGCAGACGACGUGCGAACGGCGCCUGGGAGCGCGAGCCGACGCUCGUCCAUGGUCUCCUCCUCCGCUGCUGCAGCCGAUGCGGCAGACCGCGGGCGGGUCCGGAGCCGCAAGACGUCCGCGCACUCGAACACGUCCUCGUCCGGCCGGCCGAUCAGCAUGAUGCUGAAUACGAACGUGCCGCCCGUGCCUCCCAUGCCGAUGAUGGCCAUGCCGGGUGCCAUGUACACCAACAGUCCCGUUAGCGAAACCCUCCUCCCUCCCUCCGCUCCAUUCAUGAUGCAGUCCUACGGCCCGCGGUCGCGCAACAGCUCGCGAGGAUCGGGUUCGCGGGACAGCGAUCGAAGAUCUGGCGAAUCGUCGCCCGGGCGGAACUCGACGUCCGGCAGCUCGUCGGGGAGCCGAAGGCCGCGGCCGGGGCAGUCGCCAACGCACCUCUCUCCGCACCCGCGGUUACCGAGCAGUCAGAGCUCGGACAGGGUGAACGCGGUGCCCCACUCCUCGGGCUCUUCGCAAGGGGGACGUCCCGGCGUCGGAAUGUUUGGUACGGGCACGCGCUCGUACUCGUUCCAGGAUCCACGGAUGGCGAUGGCGAUGCCCAUGAACCCGAUGGCGCAGGGUAUGGGCAUGUACCCGAUGGGUAUGCAGAUGACUAUGUCGCCGAGCAUGCCGAUGGUCGGCGGCUGGGGUAUGCCCAUGGCGCAGCAGUUCGUCCAACAACCGGGGAUGCAACCCGCCGCGCUUAACCCUGCCCUCGCCACGCCGGGCAAGGGCAGGCAAAGCACCAUCUUCUGA
Molecule: messenger RNA, 2766 nt
Organism: Punctularia strigosozonata HHB-11173 SS5
Lineage: Eukaryota; Fungi; Basidiomycota; Agaricomycetes; Corticiales; Punctulariaceae
Exons: 2
Coding region: 1-2766 (921 amino acids)
Source: RefSeq, a predicted model, not a curated record